GCGGUGGAACCACUCACCGGAAGUGGACUGUCAUUCCGAUUGUGUCCUUGUUAGCUAGUUAGCCGCCACAACGGGCAAGCAAAUGUGUGUUGUUUGGGAAGAUGAAUUAAACUGUACCUAAAUAGUGAAUCUGAACGACAUCUCCGUGAAGCUGCUUUAACAGCAUCAUGCUGCGUGUAGGGAGCAGAGCUGCCUGCGUGGCCUGCAGGAACCUGGUGGCCAACAACAUGGGGGUGAGAUUUCGGAUACCCUUGCAGAAGCUGCACCCUCUCUCCCGUGCUAUCCAUCACCGUUACUCUGGAAACGGCAACCCUCAGCGCCCUCCUCAUCGCACAGCAGCCCGCUAUUUCACCUCCAUGUCUCGGUUGCCCAUGCGGCCGCCGAAGCCUCACCCGGGCUCUGGGGGCCACGGGUACCAGCAGCAGCGCAACUUCUGGGUGGCUCGCCUUGUUGCUCGGUUGCUGAAGCUCAGAUAUAUUCUGCUGGGGAGUGCAGUGGGAGGAGGGUAUACAGCUAAGAAGACCUAUGAUGAGUGGAAGGAAAUGCUGCCUGAUUUUAGUGAAUACAACUGGGUGAUUCCUGAUUUUGUUUGGGAACUGAGCGAACAAAUAGAUCUUGAUAAACUGGCCAAAGCUCUACCAGAGAUGGAAGAAAUAGCCAAACUACUACCCGACUUUGACAAAAUUGGGGAGAACUUCACGUUCCUCAAAAGCCUCCUCACCUCUGGUGUGAGUUUGGGUAGUGAAGUCAAAGGAGCUUCUGGUCUGCAUCUGUUGUUAGAAACUUCAGGUGAUCCUCCACUAAAUGCCACAGAUUCCUCUGCUGCAGUCGCACAUGAAGCUGGUGACAAGCAGUACAAAAAGGGUCUGCUUGGCGAGCUCAUUCUUAUUCAGCAGCAGAUCCAGCGGCACGAGGAGGAGGUCCGACGGGCCGCUGCAGCCAGUAGUGCACGCCCCCAACCGUCAGAGCCUGCUCCGAACCCCAGCCCCCCUCAACAGUCACGCAAGUCAUCUGACAAAGAAAAGAUAGACCAGCUCCAAGAAGAGCUGCUGCGCACUCAGCUAAGAUAUCAGCGCAUGCUGGAGAGACUGGAGAAGGAAAACAAAGAGUUGAGGAAAGUGGUGCUGCAAAAAGAUGAUAAGGGCAUUCACCAAAGGAAAGUGAAGAAAUCCCUUAUUGAUAUGUAUUCUGAAGUCCUGGAUGUCUUGUCGGACUAUGAUGCCAACUACAACACCCAGGACCACCUACCCAGGGUCGUUGUGGUGGGCGAUCAGAGUGCUGGAAAGACCAGCGUGCUCGAGAUGAUAGCACAAGCCAGGAUAUUUCCCAGGGGCUCAGGAGAGAUGAUGACACGCUCUCCCGUCAAGGUAACAUUAAGUGAAGGCCCUCACCACGUGGCCAUGUUCAAGGACAGUGGCCGAGAGUUUGACCUAACCAAAGAGGAAGAUCUGGCUGCUCUCAGGCAUGAGAUUGAGCUGAGGAUGAGGAAAAGUGUGAAGGAAGGACAGACAGUCAGCUCUGAGACAAUAUCCUUGAGCGUUAAAGGGCCUGGCAUCCAGAGGAUGGUACUCGUUGACUUACCGGGUGUAAUCAGUACGGUGACUGCGGGCAUGGCAACAGACACUAAGGAAACCAUCUUCAGCAUCAGCAAGGCCUACAUGCAAAACCCCAAUGCAAUCAUCCUCUGUAUUCAGGAUGGCAGUGUGGAUGCAGAGCGGAGCAUUGUAACAGACCUGGUUAGCCAGAUGGACCCUCAGGGAAAGAGGACCAUCUUUGUCCUGACCAAAGUGGACCUGGCUGAGAAGAACCUGGCCAGCCCAAGCAGAAUUCAGCAAAUAGUGGAAGGCAAGCUGUUUCCCAUGAAAGCCCUGGGCUACUUUGCUGUUGUAACAGGAAAAGGAAGCAGUGCUGAAAGCAUAGACUCCAUCAAAGACUACGAAGAGGACUUCUUUCAGAACUCUAGGUUACUCAGGGACGGCAUGCUGAAAGCUCACCAGGUGACUACAAAGAACUUGAGUCUGGCCGUCGCUGACUGCUUCUGGAAGAUGGUGCGGGAGUCUGUAGAGCAACAAGCUGAUGUCUUCAAAGCUUCACGAUUCAACCUGGAGACAGAAUGGAAGAACAACUACCCUCGUCUAAGAGAGCUGGACAGGAAUGAACUGUUUGAAAAGGCUAAAAAUGAAAUCUUGGAUGAAGUUAUUAGUUUGAGUCAGGUGACUCCACAACACUGGGAAUCUAUUCUACAGAAAAAGCUGUGGGAACGUGUUUCCACCCAUGUAAUUGAGAACAUCUACCUGCCUGCUGCCCAAACAAUGGACUCUGGUACCUUUAACACCACUGUAGACAUCAAGCUCAAACAGUGGACUGACAAGCAGCUCCCGCACAAAGCACUGGAGAUUGCCUGGGAGACACUGCAGGAGGAGUUUGCCCGCUUCAUGGCUGAAUACAAAGGCAAAGACCAGGAUGACAUUUUUGACAAGUUGAAGGAGGCUGUGAAGGAUGACAGUAUCAAGAGGCAUAAGUGGAAUGAGAGGGCCCUGGACAGCCUGAGGGUGAUUCAGCACAAUGCCCUCGAAGACCGCUCCAUCACAGACAAGCCCCAGUGGGAUGCAGCAAUCCAGUUCAUGGAGGAAACCCUGCAGUCACGCCUCAAAGACACUGAAUCAGUAAUCAAAGACAUGGUGGGCCCAGACUGGAAGGAGAGGUGGCUGAGUUGGAAGAAUCGUACACCAGAUCAGCAUAUUCGGAAUGAAACAAAAAAUGAGCUGGACCGCCUGCUGAAGCUGCACGAUGAGCACACGGCUUACCUGGCUAAUGAUGAAGUCACCACAGUACGGAAGAACCUGGAGGCACGGAGUGUAGAAGUUGACCCGAUGCUGAUCAAGGAUACGUGGCAUCAGCUUUAUCGGCGACACUUCUUACAGAAGGCACUGUCACACUGCAACCUCUGCAAGAGGGGUUUCUACUACUACCAGAGACACUUUGUUGACUCUGAGUUGGAGUGCAAUGAUGUGGUGCUGUUUUGGAGGAUACAGAGGAUGCUGGUUAUAACAGCCAACACUCUACGACAGCAACUUACCAACACUGAAGUGCGCCGAUUGGAGAAAAAUGUGAAGGAAGUGUUGGAUGACUUUGGAGAAGACAUGGAAAAGAAGACCCAACUCAUAACUGGCCGCCGAGUCCAGCUGGCUGAGGAUCUCAAGAAAGUUCGUGAGAUCCAGGAGAAACUUGAAGCCUUCAUAGAAGCUCUUCACAAGGAGAAAUAGAUGAACCAGAGCUCUUGAAAAUAAAGUUUGGAUCACAACAGAGAAAUGCACUGAGCAAAGACGACUCAUCUGUAAAUGACUGUCUUCGCCCCAAACACUCACCACACACAUCAUACCCACCCCUCCACCCCGCGGACACCUAUGGAGAGAUGGACCUGCACAGAGCGAUAAGAUGAAGGAACAGUUUUCAGGCUUUCUCUGCGAUUUUCUUGUAACUUUUUCUUGGGGUGACCAGAGGGACUUCUGUACAGGAGCCCAAACCUAAUAAGAAGCUUGCAGAGUCCUGACAGACGUCUGACCGCUUGUUUUCAAUAAAUGAGUAAAUUGUGUACAUGUUUAUCUCCAACUUUCUUAUUUCUUUUCCACUUUACGUUAUGUCCUGGUUUUCUUUGUGUAUAUGUAAUUAUGCAGGUGUGUAUUCACUGAUCUGUGUACAGAGAGACCCUAUUGCCAUUGGCUCCUUUUGUCUCACCUGGUGCUCCUAAAACAUGCCAAGUUAGUAGGCUGGUAGGCACAGAACAAGUCUUGGUUUAGUUUGGUUGCACUUCCAACUUAAAGCACUUACCGUUGUCUCUCUGUGCUGCGAGGGGAUUCUCCAUGCAGGCUAUAUGUUCCCCUAAAUUAGGUGUUCCUUCUGCAACCUGCAGAACAUAGUCAAUUAAUACUGCAUACUACUUCUUUGCAGGAUUAAGAGGAUAUGAUAUACAAUAUACAAUGCAACACUUUGAUUUUAUUUCUUAUUAUUUGGUUCUUUUGAAGUUUAAUUAGCAAAAAUUAAGUAUUUGCAUACAAUUACCUGAUUUAGCUCCAAGCUCAAAUGUCUGAGUCCAUGCAGAUCUGUCUAUGUGGCGUUUCUUGGUUUGUGCAAUACAAAAACAAGUAUUCUAAAUUAAUUAAGAAUUAAUUUAGAAUACUUAAGCAUAAUGUAAACACCUUACUAAAAAGACCUCUGCAGUUUGCUUGAGGCGCUUUCAGUAAACAAACACAACAGGUUACAUAACCUUUGAAAGAUCAGAGCUGAUAUCAUCUGUCAGUUAUCGCACAUUUCUGUGGACUCGUCUAGUCCAUCCCGGUCCAGUGUCCAGUCACUCAGGGUGGGUUUGGUUCCAACCUACACCAGGUUUCAUGUUCUUUCGCGGUAAUGUUUGUGUAUGCAGCACAGGCACGAUUGUCCCCUCUUUAUGCUGUUGUAGCUUAAGCAUUUGAUCGCGCACAAAGAAGAAAAGAGGAAGGGAAGAUUUUAAAUGCUUUGGUCAAAUCACAGAUUCUCCCAUCAGCCACUCGUUUCCAGUCUUUUUGCUCUUUCCUCGUUCUUAUCUUCAGCCCCUCUUAUCUUGCACCUCCAUCACCCACGUAGACAUCUGCUCAUUGUACCAAGCUGGGAAAACUGUUUAUAUUUGCCUGAAGGGGGGGGGGUGGUGAGACCGUGUUAGUUCCUCUUCCUUCCUUCCUAUCUGUACAUGGGGAAAAGAUAAAAUAUAAAACUUAAUGGGCAGUCGUGGAGCUACUAUCAUGUACAGCACCUGAACGCAGAACUGUGUAACAGAGUUGUUGAGUUGGUUCAAAAACGUGUUUUAUGUUGUAGAAAAUAAUGUUUGCAUGGUGUAUCCCAUCCGCUGUGCUUUAUUUAUUAAAUUGUGUUUAAAAGUACAAAUUGAAAAUAAAAUUGACAAAGAAAUCA
Messenger RNA from Maylandia zebra (zebra mbuna), 4947 nucleotides. RefSeq names its product OPA1 mitochondrial dynamin like GTPase (gene opa1). Gene Ontology annotation, cellular component: cytoplasm; mitochondrial membrane; mitochondrial intermembrane space. The record is from RefSeq and is a predicted model, not a curated record. NCBI's taxonomy places the organism in Eukaryota, Metazoa, Chordata, Actinopteri, Cichliformes, Cichlidae. Gene Ontology annotation, biological process: intracellular distribution of mitochondria; mitochondrial fusion; mitochondrial fission. Gene Ontology annotation, molecular function: GTPase activity; microtubule binding; GTP binding.